GUAGAUGCCUGCCGAACCCCUCUCUCGUACUGUUUUGCCGGCGCUCCCUGCAGAUCUCCCCCCUUGAGAGGUGAAAUCGGACGAGCAGAACCCACCGGCCUUCAUCCACCGUGCAGCAAGGAGCAUGUUAUUUGUCUGUCCGCUCUACCUCGCCCUCCUCCCCUCCCUCCUCCCACAUCUCAUCAUCCUCAUCGCCCUCCUCCCGCCCUCCUCCUCGGCCUUCGUCGUGCCGCUCGGCAGGGUCGCCGUCUCAUCCUCCUCAUCGCACAACCCGCGGCACACCGCACUAAGGGCUGAGAGUGAGCAGGCUGUGGACUUUGACGAGGCGGUGGAGCUGGUGAACGGGCAGGGCACACCGCUGCUGGUGGACUUCUUUGCCAGAUGGUGGGCAACCGGGCUGGACACACGCACGCAUGUGUGUUGCGUGCUUGCAUUGUGUUGUGGUGACACAAUUGUGUGUCGGUUCGUUCGGUUGUGUGGGUCUGUCUGUGUGCAGGUGUGGGCCUUGUCAGGUGCGCACUCGCACAAUCCGUGUGUGAGUCUCUUGCCGAUCGACCGACUGCAUUACUUCCUUAUCGCAUCGUGUGUCCGUCUGUCUGUCUGUCUGGCUGAUGUGUGCUCCCUCCCAUCGAUUCGAUGAGUGAGUUCAGAUGAUGUCGCCAGUGCUGGAGAGCGUCGCGCGUGACCUCAAAGGCAAGCUGGUCGUGGCCAAGGUCGACACCGACCUCAACGCAGACAUCGCAAAUCGAUACGGCAUUCAGGCACGUGUCAUGUCCACACCACGCACACUCAAUCACAGGAAUAAACGCGCCACAGCCGCCAUUGUGGUGUGUGUGUGUGUAGGGUCUUCCCACGUUGAUUCUGUUCAUGGAGAACAAGCCGGUUCACCGGAUCGAGGGCUACAUGGAGCCACAGGACCUCAUGCGCGAGCUCGAACCAUUCCUCACAUCCGAUGAGGACGAUAGUGAGGGCGGUGAUGACGAAGGCAGCAGCACCCAGAUGGUCGCAGAGGGGGGCGGGCAGCAACCUAAAGUCGAGAGGGAAGAGUAGGGCUUGGCUUGGGAGAGAGAGGCGGUAGAGGGAGGGAGGGAGGGAGGAAGGCAGGGAGGCCACGCACGACCCUGUUGUGUCGUGUGGUUGGUUUGAUGGGAUUGUUGGUUAGGUAGGUAGCUGAGUGUUUUUCUCGUGAGGUCUUCAAGUUGUCUUGUCGUCGUGCAGUACGUGUCGUGUCAUCUUGUCUUGUUGCUUUGGAUCGCAUACAUCCAGCUGGGAGAGUGACAGACAGAGACAGCUGGACCGAUUCGUGCACUCGUCCGACAUUGAUGGGUCCGUGCCAGCCCAGCCAGUUGAUUGUGUUCGUGUCAGUCAGUCAGUCGCC
This is a messenger RNA of Vitrella brassicaformis, 1378 nucleotides long. The record is from the annotation of a GenBank genome assembly. NCBI's taxonomy places the organism in Eukaryota, Vitrellaceae.